This is a messenger RNA of Oryzias latipes (Japanese medaka), 2649 nucleotides long. RefSeq names its product reticulon 4 interacting protein 1 (gene rtn4ip1). The record is from RefSeq and is a predicted model, not a curated record. Lineage: Eukaryota; Metazoa; Chordata; Actinopteri; Beloniformes; Adrianichthyidae. Gene Ontology annotation, cellular component: mitochondrion. Gene Ontology annotation, molecular function: zinc ion binding; oxidoreductase activity.
GUUGAACUGAAGCGAACCACAUAUAUAAACACGCAUAAAGUACAUAUUUAAGUUUUUUUCUUUUCUCGAGGCAAUGAUUGUUAGCUAGUGGUGGCUGGACACGCCCCCUCCUCGCCUCUGGAAACGUGUACUUUUUUUUUUUUUUUGGAAACGUGUAAAUAUGACUUCGGCCAACAUUCUCGUGCACACGCGUCUGCUGGUUCCGCUGAGGAAAGCGUGCGCGCGCAACCCCCCUACCAGACUCCAGAACCAGAGCAGGCGGAUCAGUACCUCCAGGAGGUGCCGGGAUGUCAUGCCUGCCUGGGUCAUUGACAAAUACGGCAGCAAUGACGUUUUACGGUUCACUCGGAACGCCAGCUUCCCUUCCAUCACCUUCCCCAAUGAGGUGAUGGUCAAGGUGUUUGCCGCCGGCCUGAACCCGCUGGACGUCAGCAUGAGAGGUGGUUACGGUGCCGCCACUCUCUCCAUGAAGCGGGAUCCUCUCAGCAUCUCGCGGUCCGGCAGUGAGUUCCCGCUCAUCCUGGGGAGGGAUGUGUCCGGGGUCAUCAUGGAGUGCGGCCUGGGGGUCAAAUACUUCCAAGAGAGAGAUGAGGUCUGGGCUGCCAUCCCGCCGUGGAAACAGGGCAGCUUGGCUGAGUUUGUGGUGCUGAGUGCAAACGAGAUCUCCUGGAAGCCAAAGUCCCUGAGCCACACGGAGGCAGCAGCCAUGCCGUACGUGGCGGCCACCGCCUGGUCAGCUCUGGUCAACACGGGAGGACUGAGUAAGGACAAGUGUGGGAACAAACGGAUUCUGAUCCUUGGAGGUUCUGGGGGUGUGGGGACGUUUGCCAUACAGCUCCUGAAGGCCUGGGGAGCCCAUGUGACCGUGACCUGUUCCCAGAAUGCAGAGCAGUUUGUGAGGGGGCUGGGGGCAGACCAUGUGGUGGAUUACACGGACGGACCUGUUGACGUUUCGCUCUCGGGGUUGGAAAAAUUUGACCUGAUCCUGGACAACAUUGGGGGGGACACCGAGCGCUGGGCGCUGGGGCUGUUGAAACCGUGGAGUGGGUCCAAGUAUGUCACCCUUGUGACGCCCUUCAUGCAGAACAUGGACAGGCUGGGCGUGGCCGACGGCAUGAUGCAGACUGCAGCUACGCUGGCCUCCAAAGCCCUCAAGAUGAAACGGGCCGGUUCUCAGACAUUUAACUUCAGAAAGAUUCUCUUCUGAGUUUGUCAGAAGAACCACAUCGUCUCCGGUCAACCAGCCUUAUUCACUCUGAAGAAAUCCCUCCAAGAAGCUUUUUUGGAGCAUUCUGCAGUUUAGCCAGAUGCCCUUUGUGGGUGUUUGCUUGUAGCUAAGAUCUACAGCAGACCAGCUGUUCCACCAAAAGCUAAAGGUCAUUAAUGAUCAGCAUAGAUACGCUUCAGCAGACAGAGACACUGUGUUUACGGUCCAGGAAAUGACUCGGCUGCUUUUAUUAUUUCCUCGCCGUCUGCCUGGGCGGCGAAGCUUCUAUUAAAAUGUGUGUUUUCUACGGGGUUCAUGCUUCAUGUGUCGACGUUAUCUUCAUUUGACUUUGCAUAUCCUGAUAGAGGUGGGAUUAUUCUCUUCCCAUCAGCUCGUAGUUUGAUAUUUGUCUGACCUUGUAACAAUUUGCAUAAAAGGCAAAACUGUUCAGUGGAAUUAAAAUUUUUUUCCUGGAUGAAAGUGUCAUCACAGGAAAGUUCACCCAACCAAACAUGAAGCUUUGGACUUUAUGGACCAGCUCUCUGCAGGUCCAGCGUUCGAAAUACGCGGUUAUCCUGUUGUCCGAGACAACCAGAUUUCACGGAGGACAACCAAAAAUGAGCCUGAUGGUUAUCCGUGUGACAACCUGGUUGGUCUUUUACUCAACAUUUUGGUAUUUUUCGACUAUUUUUCAAGUUUCAAAGGUUAGUUUUUGGCAACCUCUGAAUUGAGUCUUAUGCAGCAAAUUCUUUCCACUGACAAACGAAGUGCGUGGAUGCUAGCGAAUCCUUUGUUUCUACAUGUGCACUUUUCAAUAAAGAUUAUUCAAAUAAUGUAUUGAGCAACACGUUCAAAAUAAUCGGCCCAUUAACAGAAGAUUUAAAACACAUUCAUAAAACACUAAAACUUUCACUCAUAACAGAACAGACUGACAUGAGCUGAAAAAAACCUUUUUCCUUGGGAUUGAUAUGAUAGUCUACAUUUGUACAACAGUCUUUGUAUUUUAAAUUCUUUAAGCAACAAUUAUCAAAACCAAAGAUAAAAAAGAACCAAUAUAUUUAAAUCUGUGUAAAGAUACUAGUUAUAAAGACAUUAGUUUCAAGUUUUUGGCAAUGCUUUGUGUAACCAGAGGUUUCAAUAUUUAGUAAAAUGUUUGUUUUUAAUAUUUAAAGAGUUUUUUAAAUGUCCAUCAUAAGAGGCAGUUGAUAUUAGAUGUAUAGAAGAAAUGAGAUGUAAGUGCUGACAUCUGAGUAGGGUUUGUUGCUGUUGAAUAUUGUUAUCCAAGGACAACCAAAAAUUGGGGAGGACAACCAAAUGACAACCAUUUUCCCCCCUUAUUUCUAACGCUGAGGUCCCAUGUGAUCCAAUGAGGGCAUGCCAUAGAACGGGUCUGCCUGCUUCUGCUGGGGACGUCGGAGAACAGGGUGAACACGGAGAACAGG